AACCUAUAUAAAACGGAGAGCUCUGCAUAAUAACGCUGACGAGAGAAUCAAUGCCAGCAAGACAUGUUGCUUAUUAACAAUUUCCAUUGUUCUGUUAACUGUCUGCAAAUAUAUACAUGUAUAUAUGUCUCAUGCAUGUAUAUACAAUGCUUGUAUUUAUAUAUAAAUAGAACACAGAGAAACUCAAGAGCGAAAAUGGCGCAGAGUAUCCAUUUUGAAAAAUUUUGUGCGUAGGGCUUUUUGCGGAUCAUAUUUUCCUGAGACAAAUUACACGAAUGUGUGCAAGUGGGUUUUAUUGUUGUUGAGAAGGGCUUAUUGUAGGUGUUUAUCCCCUGUUUUGCCUGCCUGUAUGUAUAUAAAAAGAGAAAGAGGGAUGAUAUUUUAGCAGUUGAGGCGAUUACUGGAUACGGAAUGGAUUCUGCAAGGAGUUGGUUUCAGAAGCUACAGCCACGAGAUAAGUUGAGAAGUUCAACUAGGAAAAAAGAUCCCAUUGGUAGCAGUUGUGCUGUUGUUGGUGCCGGGGGUUUUGGUGCAGGAGGAGGAGGAGAAAAAGAAGACAUGAUUUCACAAAAUGAUGAAGAAGCUCUUUCCAAUAUCACCAAGCAGAAGGUCGCUGCUGCAAAGCAGUACAUUGAGAACCAUUACAAAGAACAAAUGAAGAAUCUACAGGAGAGGAAGGAGAGGCGAAUUAUAUUGGAGAAAAAGUUGGCUGAUGCUGAUGUCUCCGAGGAAGAUCAAAACAACCUACUUAAAUUCUUGGAGAAGAAAGAAACCGAAUACAUGCGUCUUCAGAGGCAUAAAAUGGGUGCUGAUGACUUUGAGUUACUGACGAUGAUUGGCAAGGGUGCAUUUGGGGAGGUUAGAGUUUGCAAAGAAAAGACAACUGGUAAUGUAUAUGCCAUGAAAAAACUCAAGAAAUCAGAGAUGCUUCGAAGAGGCCAAGUUGAGCAUGUGAAAGCUGAAAGGAAUCUGCUUGCAGAAGUCGACAGCAAUUGCAUUGUCAAGCUUUACUGUUCUUUUCAAGAUGAUGAUUUUCUUUAUCUUAUAAUGGAGUAUCUACCUGGUGGAGAUAUGAUGACUUUAUUGAUGAGAAAGGAUACCUUAACUGAAGAUGAAGCAAGAUUUUAUGUUGCAGAGACUGUUUUGGCUAUUGAAUCCAUUCAUAAACACAACUAUAUUCACAGGGAUAUCAAGCCUGACAACUUACUACUUGAUAGAUUUGGACACUUGAGAUUGUCAGAUUUUGGGCUUUGUAAACCAUUAGACUGCAGUACUCUUCAAGACGAAGAUUUCUCAAUAGGGAACAACACUAAUGGAGCCGCACAGAAUGAUGAUAAACCAGCUGCUCCAAAACGCACACAGCAAGAGCAACUACAACACUGGCAGAAAAAUAGGAGAAUGCUGGUAGUUUCUGCUGUUGCCCUUCUCUCUCUGUGUGAUGUCAUAGUGACUUGUCAAUUUUUCUUCUGUAGAGGUAAUCCAAGUAGAGCUAAGGAGCUAUUGAUAGUAAACUGGAGAACUCAUCUAAAGUUUCCUGAAGAAGCAAAGUUAUCACCAGAAGCAAAGGAUCUUAUUAGUAAACUCUUGUGCAAUGUCAAUCAGAGAUUAGGAUCAAGAGGUGCAGAUGAAAUAAAGAUUCACCCUUGGUUUGAUGGUACUGACUGGGAUAAUAUAUACCAAAUGGAAGCUGCAUUUAUUCCUGAAGUCAAUGAUGAAUUGGAUACACAAAAUUUUGAAAAAUUUGAAGAGUCUGAAAACCAAACUCAGUCAACAUCAAAAGCUGGUCCCUGGAGGAAGAUGCUAUCAUCAAAAGACAUCAAUUUUGUGGGUUAUACAUACAAGAAUUUUGAAAUCGUCAAUGAUUAUCAAGUGCCUGGGAUGGCUGAGUUAAAGAAGAAAAGCACCAAACCAAGCAGGCCAUCCGUCAAGUCACUUUUUGAGGGUGGAUCAGGAUCGGAAACAGAAGAGCAUGCUGCUUCUAGUCAACCUGUUCAAGGGAGUUUUUUAAACCUCUUGCCUCCCCAGUUAGAGAUAUCCCAGAAGCAGAAAGGGUCCAUCUAACUUGACCCCAGUCUCUUAAUAGUUCCGGCUUAUAGUCCAUGCUGUAAAGUGAGAUUUGGGUGCCAACUUCUCAUUCUUAAAGCUCCCCUCUGUAUUUCAGAGGCUGGGUCAUGGAAGAGUUCAGGGCCUCAUUACAAGCUCGAGAUGGGUGGAAUCAACUAAUCAUGUGUAUAUGAGAAUUUGGCAUGUUCUUUUUUCCUCCAUAGAAGACUCAAACAAACGAUUGACACAGAAGCCAAUGGAAAGUGAAUAGUAAUUCAUUUUUUGAUUGAUUGAUAUAUUAUGUAAUUUAUAUAUACAUAUAUAAUAUAUUUAUAUUUUCUUACAGUUUUCCAAAA
Carica papaya (papaya) is the source of this 2399-nucleotide messenger RNA. The record is from RefSeq and is a predicted model, not a curated record. NCBI's taxonomy places the organism in Eukaryota, Viridiplantae, Streptophyta, Magnoliopsida, Brassicales, Caricaceae.